AUGGCAAAGGGAUGGUUUCUUCGACGGUUCUGCGAUGGAGGUUGUCGUAAAUCUGAUGGGGUGUGCGAUGGGGUGUGUCUGCAAGAGGAGAGAAUUUUCGAUUGGGUGGGGCUGGAUAUCAGAUGGGGUGGGGUUGGAUUUCAGAUGGGGUGUCUGAAAGGGAAGGGGGUUUUCGGUGGGUAUGAUAUGGGAUGGGGUUUACACAAUGAGUUAGGGAAUGAGGUUCAUGAGGGCAAUUUAGGGAAAAAAAAGGGGUUUAAUGAGUAA
Messenger RNA from Prunus armeniaca (apricot), 267 nucleotides. The record is from the annotation of a GenBank genome assembly. Lineage: Eukaryota; Viridiplantae; Streptophyta; Magnoliopsida; Rosales; Rosaceae.